AUGAACAUGAAUAGAAAAAAAAGGCAGAGAAGUGAAAAUUGGCUGGAGGAAGAUAAGAUUACCUUGAAAGAUUUGGUGAGGGAGCGGGGACAUGCCAUCGAAAAUAAAAACACCGACACUAGCACCAAUGCAACGAAGGUGGCGGCGUGGAAUGACUUAAAAGAGAGUCACUCGAGACCGCGGCGGCUCGGCGCCCGUGCGCUUCAUAGCAGUCCCAAGGCCCGCCCUAAGCUGGCUCACGCCCCGAAAGACCGGCCCGCCGUGCAUCUGCGAGCUAAAAGCGUCUGCCUCGCGGACAGGCCCCGCUCUCAGUAUGUACGCUCCGUACACAGCGCGGACGCUAAUCGGUCCCGGUACCCGGAGAAACAGUCCGUCCGCACUCGCCCGCCCCGCGCUGGCGCCAAACGCGCGCCCAAACCCUGCGAAAUCGUCGUCAGACAGCAAAAGAGAAACGUAAUCGACAAGGUCCCGUUGAAACUCUCCAUUCAGAACAUCUCAAUACCGACCCGCUACGACCGCCGUUCAACCUCCAAACACCCGCAAAGCACCAGCACCGUAGAUAAUAAACCCAAAAUUUCUGAUUCCAAACAGGUAGGCGAGAGCAGGAGGCUGUGCCAGACGGUCGACGUCUCGAAAGGGACGGAGAACAGGCUGCUGUUGCAGAUAAGCGAAGCCGAACAAGUGGCCGACUUUGAAAGGAUUCUAAACGCUAAUGCGGCGCUGUGGGAACGAGACCAGGGCCACGUGUGGCGGGGCAGCGUAGCCGCACACACGCCGUCCGCAUCGCUGCUGCCGCGACCCCGUUCCACCUACUCGCUGCAGGCGGCCAGUCAGGCGUACCACCAGCUGUUUCAGCAGCACGAGCAAGCGGUGCAGCCGCUUGUCGAGCGAUACCGACGUCAGCCAGUCGACGAGCCAGCCUGCCCCACGCCCAGCUUUUUAGGGGACAACUGGUAUGAGAACCUCCACGACCUCUCCCAGUUCUACGAGGACGAUCAGGAUCUGCAAAAGGAAAUCGAGACUAUCACCGACCGUCUAAUCGCCGACGAGGUCCACGUGUCUGAAUCGAGCCACAAACGAAACAGGAACUUCAAAGUUAACUUGACCGAUCUGAUCGGGCUGCACGUGAACGGCGAGGGAUUGUCGCCUCCGUGCCGCGACGAACGGGCCCCGUCGCCGGAGCCAGAGGCCCUUACAGCCCAGGGGAAGGAAUGGCUCUCUCCGAGCAUGUCCACCCCCGACCAACGGCCAACUAACGACCCUGAUAUCAACGUCGACAGGCUGAUAAACAACCUGGACGCGGUGCGCAUAGACUGCGAUGCGAACGUCCCCAGGAUAACGUUCAGCAACUGUUGCGACGGCUGGCCGAAGGGCGACACGCCGGGGAACUCGGACGUAGCUGUCCACCUGUCCGUGCCGUCCGUUGACAGCACCGAUGAGUCCCGCCCGCCUUUG
Messenger RNA from Iphiclides podalirius (scarce swallowtail), 1455 nucleotides. NCBI's taxonomy places the organism in Eukaryota, Metazoa, Arthropoda, Insecta, Lepidoptera, Papilionidae. The record is from the annotation of a GenBank genome assembly.